AAAAACUUCCCUUCAAGAAGAGGAGCGAAAACGGAAAAGACUUUUAGUUGAAUUUAAUUUUUUAUUUUCCUCUGUCGCUUCAUCCAAGACUCACACACCAACCAUGUCGUUUCCUCCGGGGAUCCGCCGCCGUUUUGUGGUGUCUUUUCCUUUAUUGUUACUCGUGACUUCGUCUUUUGCUGUUGUUGCCACCGCCGACGGUGCUUCCCAGGACGACGGCCCUGAGCUACCUGCUUGCAACAACCCUUUCAAAUUGGUCAAGGUAAAGAUCUGGGUUGAUGGUGUUGAAGGUGAAGAUUUGUCUGGGAUAACUGCGAGCUUUGGAGCAUCAUUGCCUGAGGAAGCCAACAAAAGUUCUAAAUUGCCUACUGUUUUCUCAAAUCCCCUAAAUGGCUGUUCUAAUUCUUCUUCAAAGCUAACUGGUUCUGUAGCCUUGUCCAUACGUGGUGAUUGUGACUUUGUAACUAAGGCAAAAGUUGCACAGUCAGGAGGUGCUUCAGCCUUGCUGGUGAUAAAUGACAAUGAAGAACUUUACAAGAUGGUUUGUUCUGAGAAUGAUACAUCUUUAAAUAUUUCAAUACCUGUUGUGAUGAUUCCGAAAUCAGCUGGGGAUGCAAUUAACAAAUCCAUGGAAGAGAAACAUGUGGAAUUUUUAUUAUAUGCACCAACUCGUCCGAUUGUGGAUUUCUCAGUGAUAUUUUUGUGGGCAUUGGCUGUUGGCACGAUUGUUACUGCUUCACUUUGGCAAGAGUUUGGCACUUCUGAGAAUUCUGACGAACGCUAUAAUGAAUUAUCUAAGGAAUCUCCUAAUGCUGGAACAGGCGAUGAUGAUGACAAGGAAAUCCUUGAUAUUAGUGUAAAGGGUGCUAUAGUUUUUGUUAUAACGGCUUCCACUUUUCUGGUGCUACUCUACUUUUUCAUGUCUGCUUGGUUUGUUUGGUUGCUGAUUGUACUCUUCUGCAUUGGUGGUGUUCAGGGAAUGCAUACUUGCAUUAUGACGCCUAUAGCGAGAAAGUGCAGAAAUUGUCCGCAGAAGACACUGAAUUUGCCCCUCUUUGGGGAGGUUUCAAUUGUCUCAUUUGUGGUUGCAUUGUGCUGUUUGAUAUUUGCUGUUGUCUGGGCUGUCAACCGGCGAGAAUCAUAUUCAUGGGUGGGCCAAGAUAUUCUUGGGAUCUGUUUGAUGAUAACAGUCUUACAGUUGGCUCGACUACCUAAUAUCAAGGUUGCUACAGUGCUUCUCUGUUGUGCAUUUGUUUAUGACAUCUUCUGGGUCUUCCUAUCGCCACUUAUAUUCCAUCAGAGUGUGAUGAUUGUAGUUGCUCGAGGUGAUAAUAGUGGUGGAGAAUCAAUUCCCAUGCUUUUGAGAGUUCCGAGAGCUUUUGAUCCAUGGGGUGGUUAUGAUAUGAUUGGAUUCGGUGACAUUCUCUUUCCUGGUUUGCUCGUUGCAUUUGCUUUUAGAUACGAUAAAGCAUACAAGAAGCAUCUUGCCAGUGGAUACUUUCUGUGGUUGAUAAUUGGCUAUGGAUUUGGGCUCUUGUUUACAUACCUAGGGUUAUAUCUAAUGAAUGGACAUGGUCAACCGGCACUCCUCUAUCUUGUUCCUUGUACACUAGGUGUUACGGUUAUAUUAGGUUUGGUGAGAGGAGAGCUGAAAGAACUUUGGAAUUACAGCCCUGAGUUGUCAUCUGCCACGACAAAUCUCACCGGAGAGGCUUGAAGCAGAUCUGGCAUGAUCCUUGUAAGGAAAUAUAUUUGGAGUUUUCGGAGGGCGAAUUGCCAAUUAAAUUUAUCGCGCGAUCAAGGUUCGAUUCUUACCACCAAAUUGCAGCAAAUGUAAUAUUAUGCAAUAUUAUGCACGGAUUGUCAAUUUUUAUUUUGUGCAAAAUUUGUGAGCAGGUAUAUAUAUCUAUAUACACAACUUUGAACUUAAGCUAAUUUGUGAACUAUUUCCGUAUUUUAUUUUAGGAAAAUCUCAUUUUACUGAUGGCAUGUUGUACAAAGUUGUAAGAAAAAAGAGAGCUACAGUUGAAGUUA
Molecule: messenger RNA, 2034 nt
Organism: Gossypium raimondii (Peruvian cotton)
Lineage: Eukaryota; Viridiplantae; Streptophyta; Magnoliopsida; Malvales; Malvaceae
Product: signal peptide peptidase-like 3
Exons: 15
Coding region: 104-1717 (537 amino acids)
Biological process (GO): membrane protein proteolysis
Cellular component (GO): Golgi-associated vesicle membrane; lumenal side of endoplasmic reticulum membrane; cytoplasmic side of endoplasmic reticulum membrane
Molecular function (GO): aspartic endopeptidase activity, intramembrane cleaving
Source: RefSeq, a predicted model, not a curated record